UUCAGAGAUCGUGUUUUUUAGCAACGAGUGACUGAUUCUAAAUCCCGCUUAUUUUAGAUCCCCUCAAUCUCUCACACGAGUAAUUCAAAUCACAGAGUGAAAUUUGGUUUAUUACAGAGUUGGUAAAUAGUGAUGUUGUUAUGGGAGGGGACCGAUUGUCUGGUUUCGUCAAAUUGUCGAUUGUGCAAUUGCUAGAGGUUGUCCGCGCGAGAUGAGAACGGCUAUUUUUAAGCUCGAAACUGGCGAAAAAAAUCGAAAGCACAAUAUGUUUUCGGUUGUGGAGUGAUGCAGGUGCAUAUUUAUCGUUGGAUUAAGUGAUCACCCGAGUGCCCAUGGACUGCUGCAUAUUGGAUGGAAGGGCCGACUCGGAAAGGGCCCACGACGAUCAGAUGACAGCGCAGAAGCCGGCAUUUGCAAUUGAAGAAGAAACACUCCACCGAACAAGGGCCGGCAGGGCUUUAAGAAAUCGCAAAUACAGACGACUAGUGGAAGAUCAGAGACAGAACAAACGCCUGUUCACGCCCGAGAUUAAACGUUUUCUGAAGAGCUGGUUGGUGCGAAGGAGGAAGAACCCCUAUCCUAAUCGAUCCGAGAAAAAGGACUUGGCUCUCAAAACCGGACUCACCUAUGUUCAGGUGUGCAACUGGUUUGCCAACUGGAGGCGCAAACUAAAGAAGUCGAGUCGCGAAAGACAGAGAAACACGUGGGGCAACCUUAUCAAAGACUACAACACAAAGGCACAGGGCAACGUCGAGCAGUUCAGUAUCAGUUCUGACGACAGUAUCUGGGAUGAGACGGCCGUCAAUACUAAUGAUUUGUCCGAUGAAGAACAACUGACCGACCCGAAUCCAGAUUCAGCCUCCAACAAAGAUCACUGUUACUUCUCCGCUCACAAUUAUUGUCUCCAGCAGGGUCCCACUCAGAAAUGCCCCAGCUUUCUACAACAACAUCCAACAACCUGCAACCAACUGGACAACAACGGCAAUAGAGUAGACAGAAAAUGUAGUCCAACCUCGUUUUAUCAUAACGGCGGGGUUGGAGCAGACGAUUACAACAAGAGGGUGAACAGGAAAUUUAUACAAACCUCGUUUAAUAAUGAGGGGAAAAUGUGUAUGUCAGAGAAAGGCAACUCAAAAUUUGUUGAAACAUCGUUCUAUAAUGGGAGAGAAGAUUAUGGGUUAGAGAAAGACAACACCAAAUUUGUUAAAACCUCGUUUUAUGAUGGGAGAAAAGAUAAUGCGUCACAGAAAGACAAUGCCAAAUUUGUUAAGACCUCGUUUUAUAAGGGGGAAAUAGAUAAUGUGUCAGAGGGAGGCAGUAGAAAAUUUGUUGAGACCUCGUUUCGUGACAGGAAUUUGUCAACGAAAGACAACAGAAAAUCUACGCAACCCUCCUUUCAUAAUUGGGGACCAGAUGUAUCCAGAACAGACAAUAGAAAAUCAACCUCUUCUAAAACCGGAAGACUGGAUGAAUUCGACAAAGUGAAGAACAAAAAGGAGAAAACCAAUCCACCACUGUCGCUUUCGAAAUGGUUGGAGAGUGCAGCCAAGUUUGUACCACGUGACAGCUUCAUUGCAUGGACGACUAGUGGCAAAUGUGGCGGAGGAGGGGGAGGAACAUCCUGGCAGGACUCGGCGAAAAGGACUCGAGUCAAGGAUCAGCGCCGUCGAGGGAAGGAGUCGAGUCCAGGAGACGUGAGGAGUAAGGAGUUGGACGCUGCUGAGGCGCUCACCUCACUCAGUCGACAGACUUGGAUUACGUCCGCCGCACCCUGAGUUUAGUUGUCCAUUUUAUUUCAGCAUCACGAAUUGCGUCGAUUUCCUUUCUGCCGGGAGGAUAAUUAAAGACAAUUUAACUAAAUUAAACUUUCAACCAGAUGUAUAAAUAUAUAGUAUAAUAUAAGAUACCAUUUUCAGUGUAAGAACAUUCAAAAGUAGUUAUUAUAUUGAUAAUUAUAGCAUCUAUAGACAUUCAAAAGUUCCAAUUAUAAAUAAUAAUUAUUAGUACCCUACCCUUGCAAUAUUUUAAGAUUAAACACGCCUAGUUUUGACAUUUAUGUCAUUCUCAAGUGUCCUUAUUUUCGAAAAAACCGUUAACAUAAUUUUCGAAAAAAUCUUAUACCUUGUUAACUGUAUAAUGAUAUAAAUGUCGAAACUAGUCAUGUUUAAUUUAAAAAUAUUACAAGGAUGCUAGUUAUUAUUUAUAAUUGAAAAUUCAGCCCUAUAAAAAUUCUUUAUUCAAAAGUAUACUUCUGCACAAUGGUACAUUUGGAUUAUUUAUUACUGGUAGGGAAAUUGUUAAUAAUUUACCUAGAAUAGAUUUAGAACGAGAUGCAGCUUGUAUGCAAGAGCUCAUUUUAAAAUUAUGUUUUAGGAAAAUACUGUAAUAUAUUUUGAUGAGUAUUCCGUUUCCUUAUAUCUGGAACUAAUAUUUAAAAAUUUAUACUUUUAAUCCGACUAAAUUCUUGAAAAAUAAUCUAUUUUUGUACUCUUUACAGUAGAAUAAACUAAUCUUAUAGCAAAGCUACACCGAUAAGUGAAAAAUAAAAUUGAGUAAAGACGAAUUGAAUUAUCGGUGAAUUUUUAGCGGUAAGGAAAGCUUAAUCUUAUGGACAAGAGAUACAUCAUGCAUCAAGAUAUGAGAAGAGCUAUAUGAAACUACACAUUUUGAAUCCCUCUAGCUAAAUACGUACCGUAGUUUUACAGAAAUUAUUGAUUAGUGAUUGAACCAUAAAUAAUAUACGAAUGAAUUACCUACACCUGUGAAAAAACUUUAAUCCAUUCAUUUUCUUCCAUUUUAUGGACGAAAUAUAAU
Molecule: messenger RNA, 2814 nt
Organism: Nilaparvata lugens (brown planthopper)
Lineage: Eukaryota; Metazoa; Arthropoda; Insecta; Hemiptera; Delphacidae
Exons: 5
Coding region: 333-1775 (480 amino acids)
Biological process (GO): muscle organ development; regulation of transcription by RNA polymerase II; cell development
Cellular component (GO): nucleus
Molecular function (GO): DNA-binding transcription factor activity, RNA polymerase II-specific; RNA polymerase II cis-regulatory region sequence-specific DNA binding
Source: RefSeq, a predicted model, not a curated record